GAUCUGAAACGGCUGAAAAAUUACCGCGUCUCUGUAUGGUUGAACUGUGGUCUGGGAGCAGCUAUGCGGAUCAGGCUGCAGGGCUCUGGCCAUGCUGCUCGUCUUCUCAGUGAGCUCAACCGCUGCCGUCUGUCCCGACUCCUCUGUGAUGUGAUCUUGCGGGUGGGCGGGCGAACUUUUCCCGCCCACCGUGCCGUGCUCGCCUGUGCUGGCACACACUUUCAUACCUUGUUCUCCAGAUGCUCUCCUGGUCAGACAGGUGCUCCUGCUACCUUCUCCCUGGACUUUGUGUCCCCAGCCAAUUUCGAGAAAGUAUUGACUUUUAUCUACACGGGCGAGAUCUUCACCGACUUGAUUGACGUGAGGGUGCUGUAUGAACUGGCAGAACGGCUGGGCGUGAGAGAGCUAGUGCGUGCCUGUCAUGCCACCUUCCCUGACCUGCAGAACUCCGGCUCUGGAGACUGCAUGGCGGACGGAGACAUGGACUCUGAUAUGGUCUCAGCCACCGCCAUGCCUCCAUCCGUCUGCUCGUCAUCGGCGGCGUCCUGUUCCUCGCUGUCGUCAUCUGCUGUACCCACCCCAAUCGCUCCGUCACCUCUUUCUCAGGGCAGGGGGGUGAGGCAGAACCGUGCAAAUGCCCCUCCACUUUCGCUCUCUCAGUCCCCCAAAGCUGAAGACUUGCAGUCACAUUUGGGCUAUGGUCAGAUAGCUGACAGGAAGCAGUUACAUUGUGAGCAGAGCCCGUCAGACAGUCACCACUCACAGGCCGUAGAGAUUCUACCAGGACUCACUCUGCAGCUGAAGACAGAGCAAGAUGACGGGCUGGAGGAGAGCAUUGACAGGGGGAGCAGUACAGAGGGGCAGCAGGUACUGUCAACAGGGAGUAAAUCUGGACCAGACUCCCAAUGUGUCUCUGAACCUUGCUCUAUUCCUGACUCUUCUGCCCAGCUCGGAGGAGAAAACUGCGUCCCCUCCUCCUCUGUUGAUCCUCUGGACAGCCUGCAGCUUGGAGCGGUGGAGGGUGGCGUGGGAGGUGUUGAGGAGGCAGUGUUGUUUGAGGAAGAGGACGAGAAUGAUGUGGAAAGGAGGCGCUCCCAAGAGGACCAGACAGAAGGAGGUGAGCAGUGGAGAGGACUGGUGGAGGACAUCAUUGAGCUGAGCGAUGAUGAGGAGAAUUACAUGGAGGAAGAGGAGGACGAUGAGGUGUUGAUGUGUGUGGAGAACGGAGGGAACGGGGUCGGAUCGAACCCAGGACAGACGGUUGGCACAUCAUCAGCAUUGUGUAAAGCCUGCGGAAUGGCACUCCCUGCAGACACCAACGCUAUCCGUGCCCACGCCGAGACACACCUCUCUGAGACGGGCAUGUGCCGCGUGUGCGGCGCCUCCUUCCCCGACCACAGUGCCCGUGUUACCCAUGCAUUGUCACAUGUUGGCAUCCUGCUCUUCUCCUGUGACAUGUGCCACCUCCAGUUCUGCAGCCAGGCGAAACUGAUCCGCCACCGACGCCAGGCAGCAGCCAGAUACAACUUUCCUCAACCGGACCAGCUUAACAGCGCUGUACAGGGACCAGGAGGAGAACUGCAGUGUUCUGUGUGCAGCAAACACAUCCCAAAGGAUUUCAAGGCCGUCCGAGACCACGUACAAAGUCACGUCUGUGUGCAGUCUCUUCGCUGUGGCGUAUGCCAGGUGCCCCAACCCUCUCUGUGUGCUCUGUUGUGGCAUGUCCUCUCACACCUCUCCCUCCCAAUUUAUUCGUGCCCACAGUGUGCCUGUAGCUUCCUAGAGCAGGCCCUGCUUGACAGACAUUUGGCCCUGCAUGCAGAGGAAGCAGGAGCAGCAAAAGAGUUGGUGGGUGGCCAAGAGGUCGGUGGAGAAGGUUUGGAGGACCUGCGCUGUUUCCUGUGUCCACAGACCUUCCGUUCAACUUCAGCCUUCCACGUCCAUCUGGGCAUGCACACAGCAGAGACUCAGGGCAUGCAGGGCGGGUCGCUGAAACGCAAGGCUGAGCAGGCUCAGGAGUACUCUUCAACCUCUUCAUCACCGCUGGAGGCUACGGGCUUGGGUAAACUCAGUAACCUGGGAUUCGGUUUGGGCAUGGGUUUCAACCUCCCAGAGAAACUGAUCCAGGGCGCCAUAUCUUUACCUCCCGGACUCCUGCCGAACGGUUACUCGGGUAACGCAGCGGCAGGAGCUGGCCUCAAACAGAAGUGGUACCGUUGCCGGUUCUGCGGGAAACGUUUCGCUCAUUCGGGGGAAUUCACGUAUCACUUGCGCAUCCACACGGGUGAGAAGCCAUACCAGUGCAAAGUGUGCCUGCGAUUCUUCCGUGGCCGUUCUACCAUGAUCUGCCAUCUGAAAACGCACGCAGGUGCUCUCAUGUACCGUUGCACUGUUUGCGGCCUCUACUUCUCCACACUUAAACUGGUGUCCUCGCACAUGGAGCUCCAUAAAGACCAGUUGCCUCCAGACUUCAACAUAGAGCAGACCUUCAUGUACAAUGACCAUUCCAAAGAGCCCCUCCCCAACCUGGACGCCUAA
Messenger RNA from Chanos chanos (milkfish), 2538 nucleotides. RefSeq names its product zinc finger and BTB domain containing 39 (gene zbtb39). Gene Ontology annotation, molecular function: protein binding; DNA-binding transcription factor activity, RNA polymerase II-specific. The record is from RefSeq and is a predicted model, not a curated record. The coding region runs from base 64 to 2538 and encodes 824 amino acids. NCBI's taxonomy places the organism in Eukaryota, Metazoa, Chordata, Actinopteri, Gonorynchiformes, Chanidae. Gene Ontology annotation, cellular component: nucleus. Gene Ontology annotation, biological process: regulation of transcription by RNA polymerase II. The transcript has 3 exons.